UUCACAGCCCUGACCGCCUUCGACCAUGCUGCUUAAGAUGACAAAGAGCGUUGUGUCGCCUCUUUACUCUCGCCUUGUGCGCGUUUGAUGAUACCACUGACCCAUCACAUUGACCAACUCAUACCACGUCGUAGCUUGCUUGUUUCGUACUGCCCCACCAUCACCCUUCGCCUCCAUCCUCUCCCUCCCGUCCUUCAACUCUCCUCUCAAAGCUUUACUUUUUUCCACUGUUCUUAGCAAGAUGCCUAUUAGAAUCCGGCUACGAGCGCCCAACGGCCAGCACACCCUCUCCCUUGAGGACAACGCUGCCGUCUCCGACCUUCUCUCGUCCAUAUCCACCUCUACGGACUUGCCUCUCUUCGAGCUCAAGUGGGGCUUUCCACCUCAACCUCUCGACCCCGCAUUAUACGGCUUGUCUACACUGUUGAAAGACACCGAUCUCAAGCUUAAUGGCGCGCAAAUAAUCGUCAUCGGACAAGCCACCGGGGACCCGAGUGAAAAGAAGCAGGAGGAGGAACAGUCAAAGUCUGCGCCCCUCUCGCUGCAACGGAAGCAGGCCUCAGCGCUCAAGGACAAGGAUACGCCCGAGAUCCCAGUUCCUGACCGCGGUGGCACUGUUGUCUUGCGUGUCAUGCCAGACGACAACUCCUGCAUGUUCCGAGCUGUAGGCAGUGCUGUUCUUACAGAUACUCUCGACUCCAUGACAGAGCUACGGUCUCUGGUAGCACAAGCUAUUCAACGAGAUCCAGACUUCUACAACGAGGCCGUCCUACAGAAAGCACCCGACGAGUACUGCAAAUGGAUAUCCUACUCCGACUCAUGGGGUGGUGGGAUUGAGUUGAGCAUUCUGUCUCAGGAAUUUGAUAUUGAGAUUGCUAGCGUCAAUGUACAAGAUCUGAGGGUUGAUCGAUUCAACGAGGGCAAAGCGAAGCGCUGUAUCCUCGUCUACUCUGGCAUACACUAUGACACUAUUGCGUUCGUUCCAGCUGGGUCUUCCACGUUCGACCCAGACAACGACGUCAAGCUGUUUGACGCACGAGAUGACGUCAUGCUAGAGGCGGCGAGACAGCUCUGCGGAGAGUUGAAGAAGGCGCACUACUUUACCGACACGCAAAAGUUCGACAUCAAGUGUAACACAUGUGGUUGGAAGGGUGCAGGCGAGCGCGGAGCAGUGAAGCACGCGAACGAAACAGGGCACACCGAUUUCGGUGAAGCUAAUUAGGUGCGCGGUAUUAUUGUAUUCGUUACAUUUCGUUUGGCUGCUUGUUCGAAACAUAUCGGAGCGUGUAGGUUGUAUGCCUGCGUGUUUGAUUUGGCGGGUUUGUAUUCUUGAGACGUAUAUCCAUAGAGGAGCGGACAACAUGAAUAAGUAAUAAUAGAGAGUGUCAAGUCC
Messenger RNA from Dothidotthia symphoricarpi CBS 119687, 1393 nucleotides. RefSeq names its product ubiquitin thioesteras-like protein OTU1. Gene Ontology annotation, molecular function: cysteine-type deubiquitinase activity. The transcript has a single exon. Lineage: Eukaryota; Fungi; Ascomycota; Dothideomycetes; Pleosporales; Dothidotthiaceae. Gene Ontology annotation, cellular component: cytosol; nucleus. The record is from RefSeq and is a predicted model, not a curated record. Gene Ontology annotation, biological process: endoplasmic reticulum unfolded protein response; protein deubiquitination. The coding region runs from base 242 to 1222 and encodes 326 amino acids.